This is a messenger RNA of Psammomys obesus (fat sand rat), 1577 nucleotides long. RefSeq names its product actin related protein T3 (gene Actrt3). NCBI's taxonomy places the organism in Eukaryota, Metazoa, Chordata, Mammalia, Rodentia, Muridae. The transcript is spliced from 2 exons. The record is from RefSeq and is a predicted model, not a curated record. Bases 61 to 1176 code for a protein of 371 amino acids.
CGGGAGGAGCGGGAGGAGCGGUCCCGAGGCCGGGGCCGCAGAUUCAGCAGCAGCGGCAGCAUGAACCGCUACCAGCCAGCAGUGGUGAUCGACAACGGCUCGGGGAUGAUCAAGGCGGGCCUGGCUGGGACCCGGGAGCCCCAGUUCGUCUACCCGAACAUUCUGGGCCGGACCAGCCACAGCACUUCGGUGGACUGCGGCGAGCUGGGUCUGUGUGUGGGCGAAAAGGCACAGGACCGCAGGAGCUUCCUGUCCAUCAGCUAUCCAGUAGACCGGGGUCUCAUCUCUUCCUGGGGAGACAUGGAGAUCAUGUGGAAACAUAUCUAUGACUAUAACCUGAACCUGAAGGCCAGUGAUGGCCCGGUCUUGGUUACAGAGCCUGCGCUGAACCCAAUGACAGACCGGCAACACAUCUCGGAAGUGUUUUUUGAAAAUCUGGGAGUCCCUGCCUUCUAUAUAUCUGUCCAGGCCGUGCUGGCUCUCUUUGCUGCUGGCUUUACUACUGGCCUGGUGCUGAAUUCAGGAGCGGGGAUCACUCAGUGCGUGCCCAUCUUUGAAGGUUACUGCCUGCCCCACGGUGUAAAGCAGCUAAAUGUGGCAGGACUUGACCUCACCACCUACCUCAUGAAGCUGUUGAAGGAUGAUGGUGUCGCGCUGCUGAGAACCGGGGACAGAAAGGUCGUUGCGGAAAUUAAGGAGAACGCCUGUUAUGUGGCCAUGGACUAUGAGGAGGAAAUGGCCAAGGAACCGAGCCUAGAGAAAACCUACACCCUUCCUGAUGGGAAGACUUUCAAACUCCAUGAGCCAGUAUUUCGCUGCCCAGAGGCCCUCUUCUCUCCAUGGCUUGUGAAUGUUGACGAACCUGGCAUCGACAAGAUGUGCUUCAGCAGCAUAAUGAAGUGUGACACAGAUCUCAGGAAUUCCUUCUUUUCCAAUAUCAUCCUCUCCGGAGGAUCAACCUCUUUUCCUGGUUUGGAUAAGCGACUCAUUAAGGAUGUGGCAAAGCUGGCACCUGCCAAUACCCCUGUGCAAGUUACAUCUCCCCCGGAGCGGAAAAUAUCAGUGUGGAUGGGAGGGUCUAUUCUUGCAUCCUUGUCUGCCUUCCAAGACAUGUGGAUCACGGCUGCAGAAUUCGAAGAAGUUGGGCCCAAUAUAGUACACCAAAGAUGCUUCUGAAAUGCAGACAAAAUGAGAAGUAAAAUGUGUUGAGUGUACACAGCAAAACACUUUGGAUAUUCUGAUUCUGGGAGAACAACAACAACAACAAAAAAACAUUUCUGUUAUUGGGGUGGCCACUUUCCUUUUAAAAAUGUUUUGGUAGCUGUGGGGACUGAGUUUCACUCAUGCUAAGUGCUCUGCCACUGAGCUAUAUUUCCAGCUCUCUUUUUUACUUUGUUUUCAGACAGAAUCUCCUGCUAAAUUGCCUAGGUUGUACUUAGACUUGUAAUCCAGCUAGCUGGGAAUACAGCCUUGUAACUUUGGGCCUGGCUCUCUUGAAUGAUUAUGACAGGGCAGGAAACAAUGUAAUCCUGUGUUGUAUGAGAUAAUUUACAGUACAGAAACUGCAGAAAAACAGC